Peronospora matthiolae is the source of this 657-nucleotide messenger RNA. The record is from the annotation of a GenBank genome assembly. NCBI's taxonomy places the organism in Eukaryota, Oomycota, Peronosporomycetes, Peronosporales, Peronosporaceae.
AUGACUGAGCGUCGAGAGAACGCAGCGCAGGACGCGGUGAUCAAGGUGUUGGUGCUAGGCGAUGCAGCUACGGGGAAAACGAGUGUUAUCAAGCGAUAUGUGCACGACGUUUUUACCGAGCACCACCGCACGACGAUUGGCGUCGACUUUGCGCUGAAGGCAGUGACAGUGUCUGGAACGACUGUGCGACUGCAGCUGUGGGACAUUGCUGGCCAGGAGCACUUUCGUGCGCUGAAUCGCGUCUACUAUAAGGACGCGCUGGGAGCGCUGCUCGUGUACGACAUGUCGCGCCCGGAAACGUUUGACAGCAUUUUAAAGUGGAAGAAAGAGAUUGAUUCGAAGGUGGAGUUGCCUAAUGGCAAACCGCUGCCGGUUAUUCUAUGCGGCAACAAGUGCGACUUAAAAGAAGAUGUGGACCGAGAAUUUCUGGACGAGUUUUGUGCGACGAACAAUUUCGCGGGAUGGUUUGACACGUCAGCCAAGGAGAACAUCCACAUUGAUGAAGCUGCCAAGGCGCUGGUUGUGGGUGUAUUGAAGCACCCAGACAUUUUCGAGCGGAAAUCGGAGGCGAAGAAGCGUCACGAUACGUUCCGCCCUACGAGCACUGCUAAUGGAGGCAACAGCGACCAAUCCGGUUGGUGCUGCAGCAGCUUUUGA